AGGUAGCGACACCAUCGUCGUACGCGCAACAUAGGAUUUGGACAUGGGCGAUAGGAAGCCGAUGCAGUUGUGUUAAGGUUAAAGUUGCACGGACGUUUGUGAUUACAGUUCCCGAUUUGUUUCUGUUUUUGUUUUGUUUUUUUGUAAAAUGGGUGCGUAUUUGUCAGAACCAAUCACUGAAAAGGUGUCAACUGAUGAAACUGGCAAACGGGUGAAAUGUGGCGCGAGUUCAAUGCAAGGGUGGCGAGUUUCUCAGGAGGAUGCUCAUAACUGUCUAAUUAACUUUGACAAGAAUGACACAUCAUUUUUUGCGGUUUAUGAUGGGCAUGGGGGCCAUGAAGUUGCACAGUAUUGUGCCCAAAAUUUGCCAGAGUUUUUGAAAACUUGUGAGGCAUAUAAAAAGGGUGAUUACGUACAAGCUUUGAAAGAUGCAUUUCUGGGAUUUGAUGCCACAUUGCGUGAACCCGAGGUUAUUGCUAUACUAAAGCAAAUUGUCAAAGGGAAAGAAGAAAGCGGAGACAAUUCCGCAUCAGAGGAUGAAGAAAAUGUGAAGAAUCUGUUUGCUGAAGCUGAGAUGCCUCUGGAGCAAGUAAUGGCAAAAUAUCGCCGUGAUAUGAUUUCUUCAAGUACAAAAAAAUCGAAAGACGGUGAUGAUGAAAUAGGUGAUUAUCCAGACUUGGACAAGGAAAACAUACCUGAAGCCUCUGGAUCAGGAACAGCUGGCAUUAAGCUGACAGAUUGUGAGUCAGAUACAGAUGCAAACAGUUCAGAUUCUCAGGAGAAACCAUCAGCUGAUGGUGAUAGUGCAGCUGUUUCUGAUUGUGAUGCAAAUCACAAGCCCACAUCAUCUAAUGGUAAUGGAGAUAGUGAAACAGAACCACAUUCUAAAACUGAUUCACCUGAUGUCAUGGCUUCAGUUAGCGACAAAAAUAAGGAACCUCUUACAGGCAGUGACACUGAGACAGCAGAGGAAUUGAAAAUGAAGGAAGAAAUGAAUGGAGAACAUAAUGUAAAUGAUGAUCAGGGUGCUGCAAGUGGUGAACCACAAGGCAAAAGUUCUAAUGUUACUGGCUCAGAAGCACCAAUAAAAAAUGGUGAAGUCAGUGUAAGUGAAGAUAAAGAUGACACAUCUACAAAUGAAGAUAAAGGCAAAAGGAAAGCAAUGCCAAACUUAAACCAGUGCAUACUUAGGAAAUCUCUGAGACAACAUGCUGCAGUUGCAUUGUACCAUUCUCUUCUGGGUGGUCAGGAUCAAAGUGACAGUGACUCUGAUGAAGCAGAUGAAUCAUUCAAAGCAUUUGACAGGCUGCUGGGAGAUAUGACAAACCCGUUGUGCCUUCUGUCUAUAUUUGGUUUGUUUGGAAGAUUCUUCUAUAUUUGCAAACUGAAGAUUUUUAGCAUUAUAAAGUUUCUGAUUCCAAUAGGGAUCUUUAAUUUCCAUUUAAGCAGUGAGGAUGAGGAAGGAGAAAGUGGAAAGGGAGAAGAGGCAGAAGACGACUUAGAAGAUGAAGAAGAUGAGGAGGAAGAGGAAGAGGAAGAAGGAGACGAUGAGGACGAUGAUGAUGACAGUCUGGAUGCAGACGACGAGGAAGAAGACUUUGGCGCAAAAGUGACAGAAGAACCGGGAUCGGAUAGUGGAUGUACUGCAGUUGUGGCUCUACUGAAAGGGCAAGAACUCUAUGUAGCUAAUGCAGGAGACUCUCGAUGUGUAGUUUGUCGUAAUGGGCAAGCUGUUGAAAUGAGUUUAGACCACAAGCCAGAAGAUGAAUGUGAAUUGGAAAGGAUAGAGAAAGCAGGCGGAAAAGUUACUACUGAUGGAAGAGUUAAUGGUGGCUUGAAUCUGUCACGGGCUAUAGGUGAUCAUGCAUACAAACAAGCAGAGAAGCUUCCACCUGAGGAACAGAUGAUAACUGCACUACCAGAUGUGAGAACACUCAUGAUAGACCCCAAAGAAGAUGAAUUUAUGGUUUUGGCAUGUGACGGCAUAUGGAACUUUAUGUCAAGCCAAGAUGUUGUGGAUUUUGUACGCCCUCGUAUACUAGAAAAUCCAGAAAAACUAUCACAUAUAUGUGAAGAGCUGUUUGAUCACUGUUUGGCACCAAGUACAGUUGGUGAUGGAACUGGAUGUGACAACAUGACUGCUGUUAUUGUCCAGUUUUUAUCAGCAGAUGCUUCCUGCAAUGAAAAAUCAGGAAAACGCUGUUUAUCACCAAGACCUGAGGAAGAAUCCGUGAAGCGUCCAAAAACUGAAGAAGUGUCAACCGUGUGAAUUGUAUUUUAAGUCUUACAGUUGUUUAUCUUGCGAAAUCUCAGGUACACAGCUGAGUCUUCAGAUUCACAGUGCUAAAGACAAGUGAUGGUCACUUCUUUUCUGAAGGAAUUGAGAGACAUGUUCAUUUUUAUUUGAAGAGGAGUAAUCAUAUUAAGGAUUCUUUGUUUGAUUAGUGAUGUACUUGAGAUAUACAUACUUGACAGCACGUUUCUGUCCAAGCUAUGUGAAGAUUUCAGUUCUCUGCCUCAAGUUGCACAUAUAUUGUGAAAUUGACAUCAGUAUGUACAAUAUUUAUGUUCAAAUAUCAGACUUGGGAUAGUUGUAGAAGGUACACCCCAAGACAGUAUAUGUCCAGUUUUAUUGGAUAACAUAGUUAGAAAUGGUUCAUUUUAUCUUAUUUGUCAUUUUAAUAUAUUUUUCAAUAAGACUUUUUACUUUGAGAAAA
Molecule: messenger RNA, 2717 nt
Organism: Schistocerca americana (American grasshopper)
Lineage: Eukaryota; Metazoa; Arthropoda; Insecta; Orthoptera; Acrididae
Product: probable protein phosphatase CG10417
Exons: 9
Coding region: 149-2269 (706 amino acids)
Biological process (GO): protein dephosphorylation
Molecular function (GO): cation binding; protein serine/threonine phosphatase activity
Source: RefSeq, a predicted model, not a curated record